GGGAAAGGAUGGGGGAGGGGCCGGGAAGCUGAUGAAAUUUCCAACAUAUAAAUAGGCAACAACGCUGUCCAGUAUCAUAUCUACUGUUGUAGUGUGAACAGAGCAUCGACAUGGUUGGACUGUUUCAGAUCUGUAUGCUAGCUGUGGUUGCGGUGGCCAGUGCUGCCCCCCAGAACAAACCGAUUGCCAUCCUCAGACAAGAGUCCGAAGGUCCCAAUGCCGAUGGAUCCUACAGAUUCAGUUACGAAACUGAGAAUGGAAUCCGUGGAGAGGAGGCCGGUCAGCUACUGAACGCCGGUUCUGAGAAAGAAGCUAUCAGCGUGCAAGGAUCCAACAGUUACACAUCCCCCGAGGGUCAGGUGAUCAACCUGAUCUACACAGCUGGCGAGCAGGGAUUCGCUCCUCAAGGAGACCAUCUGCCGACUCCCCAUCCCAUCCCUGAAGCCAUCCAGAGGGCUCUGGAAUUCAUCGCCUCUCAACCCUCCACCCCUGAAACCCCCGGCAGGAGGUUCUAGAGUCUCUAACCUAAUACUGUAUAUAAAGCACACGUCGUAAGUAAUCUUCCGGACGCCUCCACCACAACGAGUGAUGAUCAUCGUGUACAGCUUCUGCACAUCCAGUUACCUCAUACUUCCUCUCCUCUCUUCGUUGUUUCCUGACUGUAUGUUGCAUCUGUGUAAUUACAUUUUUUUACGAAAUUUUUAAAAA
Messenger RNA from Homalodisca vitripennis (glassy-winged sharpshooter), 708 nucleotides. Its product is annotated as endocuticle structural glycoprotein SgAbd-4-like. Gene Ontology annotation, cellular component: chitin-based extracellular matrix. Bases 111 to 515 code for a protein of 134 amino acids. NCBI's taxonomy places the organism in Eukaryota, Metazoa, Arthropoda, Insecta, Hemiptera, Cicadellidae. The transcript is spliced from 3 exons. The record is from RefSeq and is a predicted model, not a curated record. Gene Ontology annotation, molecular function: structural constituent of chitin-based larval cuticle.